Messenger RNA from Staurois parvus, 326 nucleotides. NCBI's taxonomy places the organism in Eukaryota, Metazoa, Chordata, Amphibia, Anura, Ranidae. The record is from the annotation of a GenBank genome assembly.
GACAACCAGCGCUCUAGCGAAGGUGGCUGUGAGUUCAGGAAGGAUUGUGGGUAAUCUGGAACUAAGUAGGAUACAGAUGGACCUCAAACACUCUGAUGUGGGUCCUUUCUCAGUGGCGAUAUUAAAUGUUGCUGUAAACUAUUAUAUCUCCCACAUACUGCUUCCCCAGGUUAAUGGCAUUCUGCAGAAGGGUUACCCCCCUGCCACUACUGGACCAUAUUCAGCUCAUAAAUGUUGUCAUAGAUCCACGUGAGAAUUUCCUUCUCUUUGGAGCAGAUGUUCACUAUGGAAUAACAGAGGACAACUGGAUUACUGAGUUAUACUGA